CAGUCUCUCGACUGCUUUUCCAUUUUAUUUCCCUGGAUACGGGUUUCUAAAUGAGUAAUUCUUAAUUUCUUAAAUUAUACUUUUUAACAAUUCUUAAAAAUAAUAUAUCUGAUUUAAAAGAAAAUAUCAAAUAUAUUCAGUUGGCGGGAAAAAUUGAAUGAAUCUACCUGAAGUAUCUAAUCUAACGAAGUGUCUACCUGAACGGAUCUUUCAAAACACUGACACUCUUAAUACGGAAUAGUUCUCUCUUAGUUGUGUUGGUUCUUUAGCUUUGUUAUCGUGGGUUUUAUUAGCGUUUAUCAAUUUCCAUCUUUAUUGUUUAGGUUAGUUUUAUUUGUUGUUAGAAUCAAGAUAUGUAAUUCUAAAAUAUUGACAAAAGAAUUUUUUUAAACCAAGACGACUGCUGAAGGAAAAUUAUUUAUCUAUGAUUUUACUGUAAAUAUUUUUACCUUAACCAAAGAGCAAAAACAUGAAGAAUCUGUUGAUAAUAUGUGUUGUUAUUUUUCUACCAACACAAAUUCGAAUGCUUAGUACACUUUUACAGUCAUGUAAAGAUGAAAACAACAACUCAGUUAGUUGGUUUGUGAUCUACAAAAUACCUAAAAUUAAAGGUCAUUCAAAUGAUUUAAUUGGAUCAGGAUUAGCGUAUGCUUAUAUUUUAUCUGGAAGUAACCUAAGUUGGACAUUAUCAGAAAAAUCUAUAAAUGACAGCUCAUCCAUACCUGGUCUCACAUUGGCACCCCUCUAUGGAAAUUCUUCAGAGGAAAAGUCUCAGGAUGUGCUACAUAUUUUAUACAAUGACCAGCCUCCAAUCGGGAACAGAAGUUUCAGCAAAGGACAUACAAAGGGAGUCGUGUAUGCCAGGGACUCAGGAGGAUUUUGGUUGGUGCAUAGUGUGCCUCACUAUCCACCAUUACCGAAUACAACUCAUUAUAGCUACCCAAAAUCAGGAUUGAAGAAUGGACAAAGUUACUUAUGUCUCACACUACCUCCUGAUCAGUUGGAACUUGUAGGUACCCAGCUUAUGUACAAUGAACCUCACAUAUUUGCCAACCUGACAUCAUCAGAUCUUGGUGCCUUAUAUCCAUUGCUGACUAAAGCUGCCCUUGGCUCAGAAGUUACAUCACCGCCGUGGUAUCAUACCCAGUUGCUCACAACUGAGUCCCAAAUUAAUUUUCAGAGUUUUGCUAAAGCAUCAAAAUUCCAAAAAGAUUUAUACAGUGACUGGGUUGUAACAGUUUUGAACGUCAGCUUGCUGGCAGAGACUUGGCCAAAUGGCCCGGGCCGUCUGAAUUCUUCCUGCAAGUAUCCAUUUAGGGUGGAAAAUGUAGACACUAUAGACUUGUCCAUUGUUGGAGACUCCUUCACCUCUCACAAAGACCACUCAAAAUGGGCUAUUUCUGAGACCAAGGAUGAUCCCUGGGUAUGCAUUGGAGACAUUAACAGAGCUGUUUCUCAAGAAUUACGUGGUGGUGGUACUGUAUGUGUAAGAGACAGAAGCUUAUGGGAUGCAUAUUUUAAGUCUAUCAGUAGUGUGGAAAGUUGCCCUAAACGGUUUUAAUAUUCAAA
Messenger RNA from Homalodisca vitripennis (glassy-winged sharpshooter), 1569 nucleotides. RefSeq names its product plancitoxin-1 (gene DNaseII). The record is from RefSeq and is a predicted model, not a curated record. The coding region runs from base 470 to 1561 and encodes 363 amino acids. Gene Ontology annotation, molecular function: deoxyribonuclease II activity. Gene Ontology annotation, biological process: apoptotic DNA fragmentation. NCBI's taxonomy places the organism in Eukaryota, Metazoa, Arthropoda, Insecta, Hemiptera, Cicadellidae. The transcript has 7 exons.